Messenger RNA from Trichomonas vaginalis G3, 1872 nucleotides. Its product is annotated as organellar and viral DNA polymerase type B. Lineage: Eukaryota; Parabasalia; Trichomonadida; Trichomonadidae. The transcript has a single exon. Gene Ontology annotation, biological process: DNA replication. The coding region runs from base 1 to 1872 and encodes 623 amino acids. Gene Ontology annotation, molecular function: DNA-directed DNA polymerase activity; nucleotide binding; DNA binding. The record is from RefSeq and is a predicted model, not a curated record.
AUGACAGAAGUGAAAGGAACUCCCAUCAUUAAAGGUUCACGAACAAUGCAAAUAACUGGCUUAUAUAAAGGAAGGGCAAUUAUUAUAAAAGACUCUUACAGUGUUAUAAAUAAGAAGCUUAAACUAUUUCCUGCUAUGUUUAACUUACAAACAGGACCGAAAGAAGUAUUUCCAUACAACUACUACAGCAGUGUUUUGUUAGCAAAUGACAACAGAACUGGUGUCAUUUCUGAAGCAUGUAAGUUUAUCCGGGAUGCAGAUACAUUCAUGAAAAACAUAGAUUCCAUCAAAGGUUGCAGAAUAGAUGAGAACCACUUCGACUUAGAAAAGUAUAGCACAUUUUAUUGCAAACAAGAUGUAAGAAUUUUAAGAGAAGGUUUUGUUAAGUUCCGCAAUGACAUAUUGAAAGAAUUUGAUUUAAACGUUUAUGACUACGUUAGUAUUUGUUCAAUUGCUAACAAAUUGUUUGAGAACAGAGUGUACUUCCCGAAUGGAAAUUUAUAUGACCUCUCAAAUAAACCAAGAGAAUUUAUUUCACGCUGUAUUCAAGGUGGAAGAUGUAUGCUGUCAGAUAACAUUAAACAAAAGAGCGAAAAGAAACUCAUUGCUGACUUCGACGCUGUUUCAUUAUAUCCAUCAGCUAUAGCAAGACUUUAUACUUUAGAAGGUAUUCCAAAGGUUAUGAAGAAAGAAAUGUUAAGCACAGAGUAUCUCAUGAGACAUUUAUUCGAUGACGACCAAAAGGAACCCAUUGGUGAAAAGUUUAUGUCUGGCUUCUUUGUUCUCAUUAAGAUAACAGAGAUUGGAAUACAUAGACACUUUCCUUUAAUAGUUUGUGACCCUGAACUAAAUCCAGAACUUAACGUUCCCAGAAGUUCAAACACUUGCUGUUUAAUGUAUGUUGACCAUAUAACAUUACAAGACCUCAUAAAAUAUCAAGGUGUCAAAUGUGAAGUGUUGCAAGGAUACUAUUACGAUGGAAACAGAGAUAUUAGAAUAAGAGAUGAAGUAAAGAAGUUGUUUGAGUUAAGGUUAAAGUAUAAGAAAGAAGGAAAUCCUUUGCAAGAAAAUAUAAAGCUCAUUCUGAACAGUAUUUAUGGCAAAACUAUUCUAUCUCCUAUUGAGUCAAAAAUAACCAUAGUAAAUGACAAAGAUGCUAUAAGAUAUGCCAUCAGAAACUACAACCAUAUAGUGAAGUUCGAAGGUUUGGAUGGUUCAGAUAAAACUAUUUUCAAGCUAACGAAAAGCAUUUGCAGACACUUUAACUUCUGUCCACUUGGUGUUAACAUUCUGUCUAUGUCGAAGAGAAUAAUGUGUGAAGUAUUCUGUACUGCUGAGGACUUAGGAAUGGACAUCUUUUAUAGCGAUACGGACAGUAUGCAUCUCUACAAUGAAGAUAUCCCUCGUUUAGCUGAAGAGUUUGAGAAACGUUAUGGAAGAGUUCUCAUUGGUAAAAACCUUGGUCAAUUUCAUAGCGACUUUGCAGAAAUCACACCUGGAAAACAAAGUUUAGCAUACAAGUCAAUAUUUUGUGGAAAGAAGACUUACAUAGACUUACUCACGAAUGAUUUAAAUGAAGUUGCAUUUCACUGCAGAAUGAAAGGCGUGAAGCAAGAUGUUAUUGCUUUAACCGCUAAUGAAAUGUUUCCUGACUCUGUUCAGUGUUUCUAUGAUGAAGAUAAAGGUUUAAUGGUUCCGCAAGGAACAUAUGACAAAGACUCUGAGUUCAGUUUAAUGAAACUUUACAAAGCACUUUAUGACGGUCAAGAGAUUGGAUUUGACUUAUGUAAGUCAUGUCAACCUUGCUUUGAAGAGAAGUUUAACUUCUCAAUAACGACUAAAACAAGCUUUAUUCGUAAGUUGAAGUUCUGA